Molecule: messenger RNA, 3032 nt
Organism: Actinia tenebrosa (Australian red waratah sea anemone)
Lineage: Eukaryota; Metazoa; Cnidaria; Anthozoa; Actiniaria; Actiniidae
Product: ubiquitin carboxyl-terminal hydrolase 38
Biological process (GO): protein deubiquitination
Cellular component (GO): cytosol; nucleus
Molecular function (GO): cysteine-type deubiquitinase activity
Source: RefSeq, a predicted model, not a curated record
CAUCCGGGUAUCACGGAAAAAGACAAGUUUAGGAAGAUUGACUGUACGUCUUGUUUUAUCAGCGAAAAAAAUGGGUUUUUAACUCAAGAUCUUUAAAUAUGGACCAAAUACUUAAAGGAAUAGUGGCUUCAGACCAUCCAGAAGACGUAAAAAAGAUACUGAUACAACAACUCGUGUCUAAAUCAGCAAACGAGAUACCGGAAGAGCAGUGUAAAUCCAUCUUUGAGAUUAGUUCUCAAUGGAUGGCCAAAGAAAACACAGUUUUUUUGAAUGACAGYGGAAAAUUAAUCCUUACUUCGUGGGCAAAACACCACAAAGAAGUCUUCCAGAGAUUUUUUACGGAGGAAUAUUUAUUGAGCUAUGUGGAAAACAGUCAAGAAAUGAGCGUUGCAUCGGUGAAUUACAUCAGAACAUCGUUUGAACUGCUCCAACAUACGACUCAAAUAUUUUCACUCUACACAAUAGUUCGUCAUCGUGCUAAUAUUUGGAUUAGCCAGAAGUCUGAUAUAGACUUCUGUGCGUCAGUUUGUCGUCUUCUUAUAGAAUAUAACCAUUGCUGGCCAGUUGGGGACCAUCUUGUCCAAACGUGCUUUUCAUUACUGUAUUGUCUUGCCAAAACAGAUUUACCAAAAUCCUCGAAAGAGGAAUUGAAAACUUGUAUAAGAAAUGCUGGAUUCGUUGCAGCCUUGAUGAAUCGUGUACUGAUGRAGAAUCAAAAUUACAUUUUACCUAUUUUAACUGAGUUAUUCAAAAUUAUUUCCUCCCAUGGACCAAACCCAUCUGUUGCUGUUGCAUCAGUUGUGCAGUUUUUUACCCCAGAAGUGAUUGACAGUUCCACUAAAAUGGUGGCUUGCAGUCCAUCAGUGUCUGAUGAGAACCUUGCGUUAGCUUUAACUCGUAUGAUUAGCUGGCUGUCUUGGCCUGGGGGAAGACGAGUYGAUCAGUGGAUAAUAUGCUUUUUACGGGCUCUCGCUAUGGCUAAAAAACACAAUAUCCUAAUUCAAGUCACUCUUGAAAAACUACCUCAGGUUUUUAGUAGACUGUUAUUUCCAAUGGUCAGAGACAGUACUAUGGGAGUAUUAUCACACAUGCUCCUGAGCUUCAAGCAUUCUCCACAAGCAUUUCAUUUGAUUGUAGAAAAUGUCCCAGAUUUGGUUAAAACGCUGAAGAAAGAAAACACUGCAUCAUCAAAGGCAUGUCUACAGACAUUAGCUGAGUUGAUGCACAUUUUGAUGUAUCAGCAUUCUGGCUUUCCAGAGCUCUAUGGGCCUGUGUUGGAUAGUCUACAGGACUUCACCAAGCCAUCUGAAGCCAUGAUCAAGAAGUGGCUGGCCCAGGCUGCAUGGUCUGCGCAAGCAUUCAACCAGAUACCACCGUCCAGAAUGACGCCCAAGUCAGAAACAGGAAGAACAGGACUGGUCAACCUGGGUAAUACCUGUUAUAUGAACAGUAUUAUACAGGCUUUGUACAUGCUGGAUGAGUUUAAAUGCUUACUUAUGGAAAGGAAUACCACCAGAGCUUUUGAAAAGGUCAUUUAUCGGCUGCAGGAACUGUUCGUAUUUCUCAAAAUGUCACAGCGUGCCGCAUUUUCCCCRUCCAAGUUCCAUCAUGUGGCUCGUCCCCCAUGGUUCACCCCCGGGUCCCAACAAGAUUGUUCAGAAUUCCUCAAGUACCUUCUGGACAGAAUCGAAGAAGAAGACAAGGUUGUCUCGAAUUUAACUGAACUCAAAGAGAAAAUCCCUCAUAGGCAACUGCAUAGUAACAUUAUCGAGGACACGUUUGAAGGRAAACURCUGGUGUGUCAUCGAUGUAGACGCUGUAACUAUGUGUCAUACCGUGAAGAAGUCUUCAUUGAUUUACCUCUAGCCUUUCCUCAAAACAGCACYUGGGUGGAUCGAGACUUAUCUAACGGACCAGGUAAACCUCUUGUCGACCAACCAGCAGAAAACGCCAACAUACCUAGCUCCGAUAGRAGUCUAAAGGGGGGAGAUAUCGGCCAACGCCCAUCGGUACCAUCAAUCUCAUCCAAUAGCAAAGGCGAAAGCGAGUCUAGUUCAGAGUCAGGGCCCAGUUCUCCGACCAAUAACUAUACACUGCCCAAGAGCUCUGGAUCUCAGAGCAAGGUGUCUACCUAUGGGAUAGGAGCUGAAGAUCCUAGUAUAUCCUUGGAAGAAAUGCUUGGGUAUUUCUUUGAACCCGAAAUUCUUGAAGGGUCAAACCAGUAUCACUGUGAACARUGCCAAAGCUUGCAAGUAGCCGAGCGCAGUGUCGUYAUCUCUAAGGCUCCRAGAUUCCUUGUGUUGAMUCUGAAAAGGUUCUCUUACAAUGUGACGACACACCAGAGAUCAAAGAUCCUACAGAGUGUUACAUAUCCAUUAAAAUUAAAACUGUCGAAUAAUAUCAUCCGAGUCAAGGAAGAGGAAGCCAAACGUGGCUCUCCUGUACUGGAGGAGCGCCAUACACCCCCUAUAGAUAAAUGCCUGAACGAUGAAAAAAUGGAAGCACCGCCUAGUAAGUGCACUAAACAAGAUUUCGAUUGCGCWCCUCCUAGCGCACCAAYGGUAGCUGAUAGUGCCUCUAGUGCGCUACCRCUAGAGAACUUUCCCUCAGAAACUAUGUACGCGCUAACGUCCGUUGUGGUGCAUUCUGGGGUGUCGUCCGAGAGCGGGCACUACUACUGUUACGCGAGGCCCUCGGGUCACGUGGUCCAGGAUGAUGACGUCACAGCCAAUGAAAACAAUGAUAAAAGUAGUGGCGGUAAAAAGCCACUUCAUUUGGUCGGCACGGACAACCAUUCUUGGUGCUUGUUUAACGACAGUAGAGUAUCGUCCGCGAAGUUUGAGACUUUCUCGGAAAUCACMAAACGAUUUCCCAAGGACACUCCCUAUGUGUUAAUCUAUAAGAACAUUAGUAAAUACGCUGGUUCAAGUCGUGGACCCAGUGUGUCUGGGGUAGCCAUGGAAACCAAGGAAUGUAAGAUCAGACAAGAUCUUCUGGAUUUGGUCAAUCUUGACAAUCUACUUUAUCUGCAG